This is a messenger RNA of Spodoptera litura, 672 nucleotides long. Its product is annotated as moesin/ezrin/radixin homolog 2-like. NCBI's taxonomy places the organism in Eukaryota, Metazoa, Arthropoda, Insecta, Lepidoptera, Noctuidae. The record is from RefSeq and is a predicted model, not a curated record. Gene Ontology annotation, cellular component: cytoskeleton. Gene Ontology annotation, molecular function: actin binding.
UACGGCGACUACGACGAGAGUGCGUACAAGCCUGGUAUGCUGGCCAGCGAGGAUCUAUUACCACAGCGGGUCAUCGACCAGUACCAGAUGACGCCGGAAAUGUGGGAGGACCGUAUUAAAAUAUGGUAUGCUGACCACAAAGGGAUGUCGCGGGAUGAGGCCGAAAUGGAGUAUCUCAAGAUAGCACAAGAUCUAGACAUGUAUGGAGUCAACUACUUCGCUAUUAAAAACAAGAAAGAAACAGAAUUAUACCUAGGAGUAACAGCGUUAGGUCUAAAUAUAUAUGAGAAAGAUAACAAAUUGACUCCGAAGACAACAUUCCCGUGGUCUGAGAUCAAGCACAUAUCGUUCGACGACAAGAAGUUCGUCAUCAAGUUCGUUGAGAAAACUACGAAUAACUUUAUAUUCUUCUCGCCUAAAGGAAUGAAUAAAUUGAUACUAGACUUGUGUAUCGGUAACCACGACUUGUACAUGAGGAGACGGAAGCCUGACACCAUGGAGGUGCAGCAAAUGAAGGCACAAGCCAAGGAAGAGAAACAGCGUCGUCAGAUAGAGCGCAAUAAGCUAGCGCGAGAGAAACAACUGCGUGAAGCGGCGGAGCGUGAGAGACAGGCCAUGGAACAACGGCUCAGGCAGUACCAGGAGGAAAUACGACUCGCUAAUGAUGCACUG